CCUUGCUUUCGGCUUCCGUCUCGAUCAGCAAAAGACGCCAGGCAUCGAGGUAGUUCGUUCCUAGGGCCCCAAAGCUCUUGGUGGCUUCGGCCCAGUUCUAGUUAUGGCCCAGAGGGUCUCUUUUGACCACAACUAUUACUUUAUGGAGUGUGAGGAGGAAACAAAUGCUGGCGUCCAGGCUCGGGCCGUGGCCUCCACCUCAACCAUGGAGGCCUCAGGCGCUAUGGCGGUGGCGCAGGCAGGGGCAGCGUGCAGGAGCCAUGCCAGUCGAGGAACCAUAGGCUAUGACACUGUGUAUGAGCCAAAUGUCAAGGGUGAUCCGAAACAGGAGAGUGAGAGCGACACGGAGGAGAGUUACGAUGAUGAAGAUGAUGAUGAAGAUGAAGGUGAUGAAGAUGACUUGAGCACCAGCGACCAGGAUACUUCAGAUCCUGAGCAGGAGGAGGCAGCUCUUUUUGUGGCUGCUGCUGCUCCUCCAAUUGCUCCUGCUGCUGCUGCGAUUCAGAUUCCGGGCCCCCACCGUUCCCGCCGACGCCGACACCGACGCCAUCGGCGUAGCUCCCCAUACCUCUUCACGCAGUGGCAGGUCGAGGAAAUGGAAAACCUGUUUGAAGAGACCCCGUACCCAGAUGUGCUUACAAGGGGAGAGCUUGCAAGAACUUUGAAUGUGCCUGAAGUCAAAGUGAAGGUGUGGUUUAGCAAUCGGAGAGCCAAGCAGAGGAAGAAUGAGAGACGAGCAAUGCUGAGAAAUAUGCCAUCUGGUGCUGAAGACUUCAUUUUCAUGACGGAUGUGGAAGAGCCUUGUUAAUGUGCCAUCCUUAUUCAGAAGACAAAGGGCAACUUAGUGACCUAUGUGCCCAAUGUCAGGCUUAACUAUUCAGCAUGCACAUUACUAAUAAAAGCAUGAAUUUCCAUGUUGCUUAACUUCAUGUGUGUUCUGGGGCUUUGUACGACAUGAUGUAGGCUAUUCAGGAUGUAGGCUAUUUAAG
Messenger RNA from Rattus norvegicus (Norway rat), 989 nucleotides. It is a transcript of the gene Rhoxf13, whose product is annotated as Rhox homeobox family member 13. The transcript has 3 exons. Gene Ontology annotation, cellular component: nucleus. Lineage: Eukaryota; Metazoa; Chordata; Mammalia; Rodentia; Muridae. Gene Ontology annotation, molecular function: DNA binding; DNA-binding transcription factor activity, RNA polymerase II-specific. The record is from RefSeq and is marked validated. Gene Ontology annotation, biological process: regulation of DNA-templated transcription. Bases 104 to 808 code for a protein of 234 amino acids.